Molecule: messenger RNA, 655 nt
Organism: Ipomoea triloba (trilobed morning glory)
Lineage: Eukaryota; Viridiplantae; Streptophyta; Magnoliopsida; Solanales; Convolvulaceae
Product: cysteine proteinase inhibitor B
Exons: 1
Coding region: 53-454 (133 amino acids)
Molecular function (GO): cysteine-type endopeptidase inhibitor activity
Source: RefSeq, a predicted model, not a curated record
ACAUUUCCACACUCAAACGUAUCAAGACUUUUCUCUCUCUCUAUCAACUAAAAUGGCGAAAAGUACACUCAACCUCUUCCUUUUCCUUCUCCUUUCCCUUCUGGCCAUAGCCUUGUCGGGCGCCCAAGUGAACGCCCUAGGAAGGAAGGUAGGCGGGAGAACAGAGAUCGAGGAUGUGAAGACCAACAAGGAGGUUCAACAGCUGGGGAGGUACUGUGUGGAGGAGUAUAACAAGGGCCUCAAGCAGAAAAAGCAGGGGACUGGGAGGUUGUUGAGCUUCUCGGAGGUGGUCAAGGCGGAGAAGCAGGUGGUGAACGGAAUCAAGUACUACCUCCGCAUCUCCGCCUCCACCGCCGUCGGCGAAGCCAACACUUUCGACGCCGUAGUCGUGGUCAAGCCCUGGGCCAAAUCUAAGGAGUUGCUCUCCUUUGCACCCGCUACACCGUCAAAGUAAAGCAGCACCACUUCCGUCGUGAUUAUCCAAUGAGAUAUAUAUACAAAAUGCAAAAUAGUUGUGCUGUGGUUUGCUAUAAGGAAUUAAAAUAAUGCAUAAAACCUUAAAUUUUGAUGAUCCGCUAUUUGAAGACAGUGUCUUUGAAUUCUGUUGUCAUAUAUCAGAUUUUGCCGUGAAUUUAAUUUAAUUUUACGUUGUUAA